Messenger RNA from Chrysoperla carnea, 1757 nucleotides. RefSeq lists its product as uncharacterized. The coding region runs from base 1 to 1677 and encodes 558 amino acids. Gene Ontology annotation, molecular function: intramolecular phosphotransferase activity. NCBI's taxonomy places the organism in Eukaryota, Metazoa, Arthropoda, Insecta, Neuroptera, Chrysopidae. Gene Ontology annotation, biological process: glycolytic process. The transcript has 8 exons. The record is from RefSeq and is a predicted model, not a curated record.
AUGGACCCCACAAAAGAGUCAUGUGGGUAUACGAAGUAUAUAGUGGUUUUUUCACGAAGUGGACGAUGCUUAAGCACAGUUGAAAAAAAAUUUCCUGGAUGGUUUGAUUGCCCUUUAGUUGAACAAGGUAGGCUUGAAGCCGCAUCAAGUGGAGCACUGUUGCGCAAAGAGGGUUAUCAAUUUGAUGAAGUUCAUACAUCCGUUUUGACUCGUGUAAAUGAAGGUGCUGAUAUUAUUCUUAAAGAACUAGGACAAAAACACAUUCCUAAAUAUAAAACAUGGCGAUUAAAUGAUUUACAUUACGGUGAUUUGACUCGUAAAAAUAAACUAGAACUUUAUGCGCAAUAUGGCGAAAAACAAGUACAAUUAUGGAAACAAAGCUACGAUGUUGCGCCACCACCAAUGACACCAGAUCAUCCACAUUAUGAAGAAAUUAUAAAUAAUCCAAUAUUUGCAAAUGGGCCACCCAAGGAUGAAUUUCCAAAAUUUGAAUCUCUAAAAAUGUUAAUGGAACGAUCUAUUCCAUAUUGGGAAAAUGACAUAGUUCCAAAAUUGAAACAAGGCAAAAGGAUACUGAUUGUCAGUUCGGCACAAUGCUUUCGUGGAUUUAUCAAGUAUUUGGAUCAUAUUAGCGAGGAACGUAUCGAAAGAUUGAAAAUACCAUAUGGUAUUCCGUUUGUUUACGAAUUGGAUAAGAAUUUUCGACCCGUAGUUUCAAUGAAAUUCAUUGCCACAGAUGCUGUUGUAUACGAAGUUCAAAAACGGCUUUCUUCAAGAGGCUAUUUCGAGUCAACAUUAAAACUCAAAACGGCGACGUUACUAAAGAAAGUUAUUAAAUUACAUGCAAAUUAUUGUGUCAAUCUGUCAAAACGAUGUGCUUUUCACUCACGUAACGUUAAAGAAGGUGGAAGUAAAGUUAUUUUUGUGAGACACGGUGCUGGUGAAUGGAAUGAUAAAAAUUUAUUUACUGGAUGGUAUGAUGUACCUUUGUCUGACAGAGGUCGUCGCGAAGCUAUCGGUGCUGGCCAAAAAUUACAUAGUCUUGGAAUACACUUCGAUGAAGCCUAUACGUCAGUACUGACUCGUGCGCAGUUAACUCUUGAACUCAUAUUGAAGGAAGUUGGUCAAGAAAAUAUUCCUACUUUUACCACGUGGAGGUUAAAUGAACGACAUUAUGGAAGUUUGACGGGUCUUAAUAAACAAGAAACGGCUGAAAAGUAUGGUGAACAACAAGUGCAAAUAUGGAGACGAAGCUAUGAUAUAGCACCACCACCAAUGGAACCCGACCACCCAUAUUAUAAAAAAAUUCGAGACGAUCCGAGAUACAAAGAUGGACCAUCAACUGAUGAAUUUCCAGAUUCCGAAAGCUUGAAGGACACCUCUCAUCGAACAAUUCCCUACUGGAGGAGUUAUAUUAUUCCUAAAUUAAGGAAAGGUCAUACAAUUUUGGUUGUUGCACAUCAAAACAGUCUUAGAGCUCUUGUGAAAUAUUUAGACAAAUUGGAUCCAGAGCAAAUAAUGGACUUGAAUUUACCAACUGCCCUUCCAUUUGUUUAUGAAUUCGAUAAACACCUGCAACCCAUUAUCUCGUUUAAAUUUAUUGAAGAUGAAGAAACUGUCAAACAAGCGAUGGCUAGAGUAGCAGCGGAAUCUAAGAAAAAGAAAAAGGAAGAAUAGUUAAAAUAAAUGUUUAACGUUUAUAUAAAAACCUGUAAUUUGUUUGUAACCGUAUUAAAUAAAAAUUGUUGUAACUUGAA